UCAUUUUCGCCCGCCGUCGAGUACCAUCUCCUCGGCAUCCGCUCGCUCUCGCUCGAGAUCAUCUCCGUCGUCCGCUCGCGUCCGACUGCCUUUGCGAUAGUAUUGCCUUGAAAGGCAGCCAUCCGGGCUACCUCCGAAUCGAAUUCGGCUUCGACCUCAACCUCGACCGACCCUCGAAUCUCGACUAGUCUUCACAGCAUACCGCAGCCAUGGCCAGCAACCAAGUCCUCCCCUCGAAGGAGCAGACUUUGUUCAGGCAUCUGGUCCAAAACUACGAAUCGAAGCAAUACAAGAAAGGUCUCAAAGUCGCAGAACAAAUCCUCCGCAAGCACCCAAACCAUGGCGACACACAAGCCAUGAAGGCAUUGAUUCUCAACACAACGGGCAAGCAGGAUGAAGCAUUCGAGCUUUGCAAGCUCGCGCUGAAGAACGCCAUGAAGUCACAUGUCUGCUGGCAUGUGUACGGUCUGCUGUAUCGCAGCGUGAAGAACUAUGAGGAGGCCACGAAAGCGUAUCGAUUCGCACUGAAACUCGACCCGGAGAGCCAGCAGAUCCAGCGCGAUCUUGCGCUUAUGCAAGUGCAGACACGAGAUUAUGCGGGAUUUGUGUCGAGUCGCAAUGCCAUGCUGCAGUUACGGCCGGGGAUCCGGCAAAAUUGGACGGCGUUGGCGGUAGCUCUGCACCUCAACGGCGAGCUGGAGAAAGCUGAGAAUGUGUUGGUGCAAUAUGAGGGGACCCUGAAGACACCACCAAGCAAGACGGACAUUGAACAUUCAGAAGCAUGUCUGUACAAGAACCAAGUCAUUGCGGAGACAGGGAAUUACGAAAGAGCAUUGGAACAUUUGGAGGAAAUCUACAAGAACUCGUUGGAUCGAACGGCAGUCAUGGAGCUCAAGGCGGAGUACUUGCUAAAGCUGGACAGGAAGGCAGAUGCAGAAAAGGCAUAUCGUGCGUUGUUGGCGAGGAACAAUGAGCAAAGAGCGUACUAUCAAGGACUGGAGAAGGCGCUGAGUCUGGAUAGAGAAAAGAGCGAAGAUCAGGAGAAGUUGAAGGAGCUCUACCAGAGUUUCGCGGACAAGAGCCAGCGACUCGAUGCGGCCAGACGGAUACCAUUGGACUUCCUCCACGGCGAAGCAUUUCGAACACACGCCGACACGUAUCUCCGACGGAUGUUCACGAAGGGUGUGCCCAGCACUUUCGCCAACAUCAAGCAGCUAUACGCAGAUCCGAAAAAGCGUGCAACAUUUGAGGAGCUGGUCGAGGGAUACGCAAAGGAGGAGCCGCAAACCAAUGGCAGGGUGGACGGCUCGCACAAGACGAAUGGUGAUAGCAAAGCGGCCACAAACUGGUCGCUCAGCGUCAACUACUUCCUCGCACAACACUACAACUACCCAAUCUCGCAAAACCUCCCGAAAGCGCUGCAAUACAUCGAGAAGGCCAUUUCACUAAACCCAUCCGAGACCGACUACACAUACCACAUGACCCGUGCACGGAUAUUCAAGCACCAAGGAAACUUCGCCGCCGCUUCCACAGCCAUGAACGCAGCGCGCGAGAUGGAUCUUCGAGAUCGGUACAUCAACACGAAAUGUGCCAAGUACCAAUUGAACAACGACGACCACGAUGCGGCUGUUCAGACCAUGGGCCUGUUCACUCGGAAAGAAGCCACGGGCGGUCCUGUUGGUGAUCUGCUCGAUAUGCAGUGUGUGUGGUUCUUCAGCAGAGACGCAGAGGCAUGUCUUCGACAAGGGAAUCUCGCCUUUGCUUUGAAGCGCUUCGCCAACGUCUACGACAUGUUCGAAAUCUGGUUCGAUGAUCAAUUCGACUUUCACACUUUCAACUUCCGAAAAGGCAUGAUUCGCGCAUACGUCGAUAUGGUCAGGUGGGAGGAUCGGUUGAAGGAGCAUCCUUUCUUCACUCGUGUGGCGUUGGCAGCGGUCAAGGUAUACCUCAUGCUGCACGACCAGCCGGAGCUCGCAAAGGGCCAACAAAAUGGCACGGCCGAGAGUGCAGCAGAGCGGAAAAAGGCGGCGAAGAAGGCAAAGAAGGAAGCCGAGAAAGCAGAGGCGGAGCGGAAGGCCAAUAUUGCGAAGCAGAGCCAACCAAAAGCUGCCGAUGCAGAGGAGAAGCCUAAGACUGAUACCGAUCCGAAUGGUGCUGAGGCCCUCAAGAAGGCUGGUGAGAAGCCACUCGAGGAGGUGAUGAAGUUCUUGACUCCUCUUCUCGAGAUGAGCCCGAAGAAUGUGGACGGUCAAGUCGCAGGGUUUGAAGUCUACAUUCGACGACAAAAAUACCUCCCCGCCCUCCGCUGCCUUAUCGCCAUUCAGAAUCUCUCGCCGAAUCAUCCAAGAGUCCACGAGUUCUCCGCGCGCCUAUCACUCGCCCUCUCAUCGGCCACUCUGCCGGAACAACCCCAAACUACCAUCAAAGCUCUCUUCCACGACAACUCAGCUCUUCCCUCCAACAUCGACGAUGCCGCAAACGAGGACUUCCUCAAGAAGAACAAGUCAAGCGCGAGACAUGUAUUCGCCGCGAUCAAAGUGCGCCACAUGUUACAAAAAGGCGAGAGCAGCGCAGCAGUGAAGGAGAGCAAUUUGAAGGAUCUCCUUGCGACGCUGGAGCAGAAAGAAACGACAUUAGAGGAAGCCACGGAGGGUCUGGGCGUUUUACAGCAGAGUGGAUUGGGAGAGGAGAGGGAGAAGUACCGGGCUGCGGCGGCGAAGAGAUGGCCUGAAGCGAAGGUAUUUGAAGGCGGAGAGUUGGCCGCGGCAAAGUAA
Zymoseptoria tritici IPO323 is the source of this 2774-nucleotide messenger RNA. RefSeq lists its product as uncharacterized. Bases 210 to 2774 code for a protein of 854 amino acids. The record is from RefSeq and is a predicted model, not a curated record. The transcript has 2 exons. Lineage: Eukaryota; Fungi; Ascomycota; Dothideomycetes; Mycosphaerellales; Mycosphaerellaceae. Gene Ontology annotation, molecular function: protein-N-terminal amino-acid acetyltransferase activity; protein binding. Gene Ontology annotation, biological process: N-terminal peptidyl-methionine acetylation. Gene Ontology annotation, cellular component: NatA complex; cytoplasm.